AUGAGAGACACAAUGAGAAGUAUCAUUUCUCUAACACUUUUCCUAAAGCUCAUUUCAUGUAAGUAACUAAUCACCAAUGGCGAGCACAGACUAACUUUGUACACUUUCAUUGAGUGUCUGCUUUACUGCCACAAUGUGGCAGAAUAUAAUUUAAUAAUUAGAAUUAAUUAAAUGCAAAUUGAAAUGUCAACCAUUCUACCGGAUGUGCUGUAUUGUAAUGCUCUCACCUUUAUUAAAACGAGCCUUACAACAAACAUUUAUUGUUUUUUGGUACAAUAGUAAAGACAGUAUAAAGAUAGACAAUAGUAAAGAAUAUUUAUUUUUAUUCAUUUUAGUGUGUUUUCUGCAAGUCUCCAUUCGUGAGGGCUGUUGUGCUUCUAUUGCAUUGUGAUGACAUACAGCGGUCACAGCUAUUUUUUAUAUUUGCUAUAGAAUACAUAUUUUUGUUUGCCAGCAGAGUUCUGUGGUUGGAAUCUGAGACCAGCUUAUGACAGCUAAAUAAAGAACAAUUUGCCCUAGAAAUCAACAAGAGAGUUAGAUUUUUAUCUAGAUAUAGAAUUAAAACAAAAUAGUCCUUUAGGGACUAAUGAAAGUAUUUAGAAAAUUGGACAGACUAGAUGGGCCGAAUGGUUCUUAUCUGCCGUCACAUUCUAUGUUUCUAUGUUUCUUUACUAAAUGCCUUUUUAAAACUGAAAAUGCAUUAGAGGAAGUAUAGACUUUCAAAUUAAGCUUGCAUACAUACCAUCAGUUAUUUUUUCUGAUACUGACUAAUUAGGAUGGGUUGACAAUGAAUCGAUGAUACUGACCCAGGUAAAAGGCAUAUUGCCCAGUAUUUCCUAGUCUUUACUGGACCAAGGCACACUUUAAUAAGAAGAUUGGCAAAGCACAUCUCAUUUUUUCAUUUUACCUUCAGCAGCAGCAUAUAAAUGUCAAUUAUACCUGCAGCCUUUCUAGAUACAGAAGUACUUGUAGACAAACUGACAUUAGUUUUAAUGAAUUGCCAGAUGCAAAUUCUCAUUUUAAUGCUCAUUUAUAUUUUUAAAAACCACCAAAACAAAAAAAGAAAAAACAUAAUUUUAGGACUGCUCCCAAACACCGUCCCGAAGUUAAUGUGUUCAUGGUAAAUUUCGAGGAGACUUGAGACACACUGGUUAAUAUUGUAAAGCGCUAUGGAACUUAGCGCUAUGGAAUUUACUCCAUAGAAUAAAUGUUUUAAUGCAGGACACCUCAAGCUUGUUGCCUUUGAUAAAUAACAUAAAAUAAUUAUGAGAGAGUAUACUUCGUUUGCAAUGUUUUGUUUAAUUAUUCAUAUUUUUAUUUUUUACUUGGUUUUCAAAUUAAGAUGUGAAACCCAUAACCUGGCAUUUGUUAUUUAUAACAUAAUGUAUGGGGUUAUUCUACUUUUUUUUAAACUAAAAUUGAAUGUUUAAAACUAAAAUUAAAUGUCUAACUCACAUUUGAUUGACUAAGCUCCUGACGUGAGAUUGCAUAUAAUAUUAGCAUUUUAUAACCUCCUGUGUGUGAUAGAUCUAUGUCUCUUCUCUGUCCGUACUCCCACAUCUGAUGCUCGCCUUCAAGACUUCUCCAGGGCUGCACCUUUUCUGUGGAACUCCCUUCCCUUCUCUGUUACUUCACUUUCACCCAGUCCCCACUCCUUCAAAAAAAUCUUUGAAUACACACUUCUUCAGGAAAGCAUAUUACUUAAACUGUUAGCGGGUUUUCAUUCUCUACCCACUCCCCCCCCCUCCCCCCCAUGACUCCUCUCCUGCAACUGUAAAAAAUAACCUACUAAGUUCCCAGUGAAUACUUUUCUAGCAACCUAUUUUAUUACCCCUACUUAUACCCUUUGUGUCACUGUACCCCACUCCCUCUAGCAUGUAAGCCCAUUGAGCAGGGCUCUCAGGUCCUCUGUUUCUGCGCAUCCAUUUGUCUGGUUACAAUUACGUGUCUGUUAGUCCACCCAUUGUAAAUUAUAAAAUAAUAAUAAUACAUUUACAGCUAUUAUUGAUGGAGAGGAGUAAGCUUAGCACUAAAAAUAGUCAUAUCUACUAUAUGGUUUACAACAUUUAGUAUUACAUCCAUUUGGAAGGGAUUGUUAGGUACUUUAAGGCUAUUUAUUAUUUGUGAUGCGUAAAUGGAAUGUGAAGGUUCAUUAACUGCCAUUUUUUACCUCUCUCCUCUAGUUUCAGAUUCACAGCAAUUAAAGCUCACUCAGACCCCCGGGAAGCUCCAGUCUGGGAGGACUGGGCCAGUGAAGUUGGAAUGCCAACCUAUUGGGACUGGUUUCAUGGAUUAUGGGGUGUUCUGGUUCAGACAGAGGAAAGGCGCAUCAUCUCCAGAAUCAAUACUGUAUCAAUCCAACAUGGCCAACAAAGUAACACAAAGCAAUAUACCAAACAAAGACAGUUUCAAGUCAACUAAAGGGGGGACUAGCUACAACUUGGAAAUCAAUCCAUUUGGAGAGAAGGACCAAGGGAUCUAUUAUUGUCUGGUUAAUAGUAAAUUGGUCCUGUAUAUCAGCCCUGGGGUCUCCCUCUACUAUCCUACAGGUACAGCAUGGUCUUCAUGAAAUGCACAACAUUGACUAGGCCUGUAUAAUGAAAACAUGACCCACCUGUAUCACCAGCACAUCGGUGAAUUCAAGGUGAAUUUUAAUUUUAAGACCAAUAUAGUCUAACUGGAAAAAUUAUCCAAGUCAGCUAUGAUUCCAGUUCAGCUACUUCGGUCUUAAAUUUAAAAUUGUUACGUUAGUGAAUGACCCCGUUAAUAUGUGUGUAUUAGGAUAGAUCUGGAUACAAUUUUCAGUUGAGUUUUUAAUGCUCUGUUGUGUUUAAAUCCCGUAGACAGCUCAUUACUGAUAACAACUCACCUGACAUAUAUAAUAAACAUACAGACAGAACCUAUCUAAUAACACGUAGAAUUACGUAUGAUAUAAACACAUAGACAAGACCUUCCUUAUAAUACAUUGAUUGCCACUGUCUAUAACAGGGGUCCUCAAACUCCGGCCCCCAGAUGUUGCUGAACUACAAAUCCCAUGAUUCUCUCGCUAUCUAUGUAAUUCAAAGAAUCAUGGGAGUUGUAGUUCAGCAACAUCUGGAGGGCCGGAGUUUGAGGACUCCUGGUCUAUAAUAAACCCACAUGUAGCACCAAUCAAAUAACACAAAAUAUAACAGAGACGUCACCUGUCUCAUAACAUGGAGGGACUGUGUACUGUUCAAACCCACAUAGGACAUCUAUUUAAUAACAAAUGUAUAGACUGGUUAUUACACAAUAAACACAUAGGCAUAUACAAUGCUUUUUUUAAAUGGACAGACAUCGUCCAUGACAAACUUACGGAGAGAUUUGAUAGACAUUUUGUAUGAUAAACAGGCUGAUGUGUUAUUCAAUAAACACACAGAUCGCAAGUAACCAAACAAGGCCUAGACAUUGAAUACAAUGAAUGAACAUAUAUAUAUAUAUUGGACAUCUCACUAAAAUCAUGUAGAUAGAUAUGAAAUAAACAUUUCAAUGGCACCUGCCUGAUAACAGGUGGAGAAAUAUUUUAUACUUUGAUAUAAUAAACCAGAGAUAAACAUUGUUUGCAAUGUGAAUGUGUGAAUAGAAAAUGUAAUGUUCUACAAUAUAUCGAGAGCUUCCAAGUAAUAAACAAAUGGGUACACAGUAUAUACAAUAAACAUAUAAACAACACCCAACUGGUAACAUGUGGAUAAACAUUGUGUACAAUAAUCACACGGACACAGAGCCUAAUUCUAAACAUCUUCACACACAGCUUGUGCAAAGAAAUUGCAAGCAUCUUAUACAUUAUGUUACCUUGUAGUGCGUAAACUCUCAGUGCGUGCACCUGCCAACAACACGUUAACAUUCUUUAGAAAUGUCUAGUACCGUAGCAAUAUUGAAAAUGUUUUUAUAGCAUAAACUUGAGAACAAAACUUGUAUCACAGACACAUGGACAACAAGUGUCCCUUAAACAUUAACAAAUUAACCGGAACAUACAGACAAGACAAACAGCCAUUACAUAAAUACUUGGAUGAUAAUGAUCAAUAAAAUAUUUGCUAGGUGCUACAUACAGGUUUAUUGUAUACGAUUUCUACCUAUGUGUUAUAUAAGAGAUGCUGACUAUGUGUCUACUGUAUAAUGUGCAUAUCCACGUGUUAUUGUCCACCAUGUGUUAUUCAAUAGGAGCUAUUUGUGGGUAUAAUAUAACCAAUGUCUAUCAACGUACUGUUCAAUAGUGACGACCUGUUGGUUUACUGUUUAAUGUCUCUGUCCAUUUGUUAUGUAUUUGUCAUGUCAUUGUAAAUGGAUGUAUGCAUAUGUCCUGUUGUUUCCAUCUAAAAUAUCGGUAUUAUGGAAAUUUGGUGUACGUCGUGUUUUGGGGUUUUUUGUGGUUUCUUCAAGUUCAAAUUACAACAAGCAGAUGUGAUAUAUAUAUAAAUGACUUAGAUUAAAAAAAAGCCUGUGGAUUGAAAAAGUAUGUUGUAAUGGAGCAAAUGCGUUAAGAUCUAGAAAGAUCUAGAAUUCUAUUGUAGAUAUUUCUUUUCAUUAAGACAAAGUAAAAAAAAAAUUACAAAAAAAAUUAAAACAAUUAUAAAAUUAAUAGACACCUGAUAUUCAUAUUAAAAUAUUUCAUAUUCAUAUUAAAAUAUUUCCAGAGUAGAAUGCCUAAUUGUAGGGCUUUAUAAAAGCAUGGGUGAUUUAAAUUACCUAGACGAUGGUGAGAAUUUAUUAGAGGCCAUUUAUAGAAAUUCAACUGAAGGGGAUUAUAUCUAUAUCGGAAAAGGGUUAGUAUAACAUAGACUGCCAAACAACAAGCUGAUGUUAAAAAAAACUUGGACCUAAUUUUUAAACAAAACAGAAUUCACAGGGUAAUAAAAGUUAUAAAGGCAACGUUAAUAAUACUUUGUUGAUCCAAGGAGAAAUGUGACCGCUGUAUUUAGGCAUCAGGAGUUGUACCCCGUAUUGGAAAUGAUUUUUUUUAUGUCAUCUCAUUUGAGAUGUAUGAGAGACUGAACUUAAUGGACUGGGAACUUUUUCAACCUUUAGCGCAUAUUCACAAAUCUAUAAUGCAAAUUUUUAUGUAUUUAAUUGCAUUAUAAAGUAUUUAUCAAACACACUCCUUAUUCCGCACAAAUUUAUGUUUGCAUCAGUAUGUCAUAAAAAUUUAAUUUCCCAUGACAAUAUAAUAAUAGCUUUGCUGAUUCUCAUGUAUGGGCAGGGAAACUCUGAAAAAAUUACUGAAUAAUACAGUUAAAGAUGAGAAAACACAUUUUAAAGUUAGUUUUGGGAUAUCCAGCCUAUUGCAAUUUUCUGCGCUCCUAAUGUAGGUAACAGGUCUACCGAAGUGACCCAUGCUUCUAUGCAUGCCAUCAUUCUCUCCUAUAUGCUCUAAUUCCCUCAAAUAAUCUCAUUUGCCAAACCUUUCAUAUUAUCCCACAUCCAUGUAGAUGUGUAAUCACAUUGGCAUUGACCAUCAUGUGUAUGUUCCCCAACUUUGAAUCAUUGCGCCCAUAGCUAGUCACUUUGCCGCCCUAAAUACUUUCUAUAAUAUGUUGUCACAGCGCAGCUGGCUACAGUUGUGAGAAUGUAAAAUCAAGCGAAUAAAAUAAAAUUUAGUUUGUUUGUUUCUGCUUUCUCUUCAAGUUACGACUCCAAAACCAACAACCAAGGCACGUGUAACAGCUAAAGCUCCAAAUAAACAGGAUCCACCACCUAAAGAUCCAUGCAAUUGCGAAACAAGUGAGUAUAAAAAAAUAAUAUGUAUAGUUAAUCAAAGGCACAGGAAAAUGUGAUUAUUAUUAUAACUGUAGCCCACGUGCCAACACUCCCAAAUUUACUUAUACUGUCCUAUUGAUUUAUCCCCUGAAUAUACCUUCUCGUGUUUUUUUUUCCUAAUGUCCUUUCCUCGGGCUAUCAGAGAAAGGUGCCCAUUUAAUGCUUCAUGUGUAUGUUUAAAGAUGCUCACAGCUUCACCUGCCAUUUUAAGGGCAUUACCACCCUGGUGGGUCACCUGCUGGGAGCCUGUAGACCAGGUGUACAUGUAUGUCCAUGUAUGUGGGAAUGACAGUUAUCCUGAAUGUAUGUGUCCUCACAGGCCCUCACCUGGCCCUCUUCUAUUAGCAAGGAUGUCAUAGUAAUAUAGGAAAUAUGGUCACCCUAUAUCAAAUUCAUAUGUGUAUCAUGGGAACGUAGAUUAUAUAUACCUGGGGUGCAAUACUUUGCCAUCACUGCUCUCUAUAUUGUGAAGUAGGUGUACCCUGAUAGUUCACAGAGUUAACCCAUACUCUCUUGCUUUUUUAUAGCCAACAAAUCCUUCCCCCAUUGUAACUCUUUUCUGAGCUCCCUCAUAUCAGGGAUGUUCCCAACUCUGUAUCUUUAAUGAAAUUCCAAAACACAAAAUUGUUUAUGAUAAAUAUACAAACACGAUGAAAGAGAAUCUAACACCGAGUCCGUAAUGGUUGUGGGGUAAUUACGACAUAACCCAACAUAGAAAUCAAUAAGAAGAUUAGUACAGACUAGUAAGAAACAAGCCCAAUACCAAUCCUAUAACCAUUAUUAAAGUACUAGUCCAACAUUGGAAUGAGAGAACCUUAAAAAUAUAUAAUUCACAACUUUAUUAAAUCCCUAUCAGGAUGAUACAAAAACACACACACAAAAAAAAACAGCGCCAGAAAAAUGUGAUGAAGUGAAAAAAUAGAAAAUAAAUAAAAUUGCACAAAGACUCCUUGAUAAGAUUGUGGAGCUCUAGACUCCUUGCAAAGAUGGUGGGGCUCUAGACUCCUUACUAAGAUGGUGGGGCUGUAGACUCCUUACUAAGAUGGUGGGGCUGUAGACUCCUUGUUAAGAUGGGGGAGCUCUAGACUCCUUGCUAAGAUGGUGGAGCUCUAGACUCCUUGUUAAGAUGGUGGAGCUCUAGACUCCUUGCUAAGAUGGUGGAGCUCUAGACUCCUUGUUAAGAUGGUGGGGCUGUAGACUCCUUGUUAAGAUGGGGGAGCUCUAGACUCCUUGCAAAGAUGGUGGGGCUCUAGACUCCUUACUAAGAUGGUGGGGCUGUAGACUCCUUACUAAGAUGGUGGGGCUCUAGACUCUUUACUAAGAUGGUGGGGCUGUAGACUCCUUGUUAAGAUGGGGGAGCUCUAGACUCCUUGUUAAGAUGGUGGAGCUCUAGACUCCUUGCUAAGAUGGUGGAGCUCUAGACUCCUUGCUAAGAUGGUGGAGCUCUAGACUCCUUGUUAAGAUGGUGGAGCUCUAGACUCCUUGCUAAGAUGGUGGAGCUCUAGACUCCUUGCUAAGAUGGUGGAGCUCUAGACUCCUUGUUAAGAUGGUGGAGCUCUAGACUCCUUGCUAAGAUGGUGGAGCUCUAGACUCCUUGUUAAGAUGGUGGGGCUGUAGACUCCUUGUUAAGAUGGGGGAGCUCUAGACUCCUUACUAAGAUGGUGGGGCUGUAGACUCCUUACUAAGAUGGUGGGGCUCUAGACUCUUUACUAAGAUGGUGGGGCUGUAGACUCCUUGUUAAGAUGGGGGAGCUCUAGACUCCUUGUUAAGAUGGUGGAGCUCUAGACUCCUUGCUAAGAUGGUGGAGCUCUAGACUCCUUGUUAAGAUGGUGGAGCUCUAGACUCCUUGCUAAGAUGGUGGAGCUCUAGACUCCUUGCUAAGGGGGUGGAGCUGUAGACUCCUUACUAAGAUGGUGGAGCUCUAGACUCCUUACUAAGAUGGUGGAGCUCUAGACUCCUUGUUAAGAUGGUGGAGCUCUAGACUCCUUGUUAAGAUGGUGGGGCUCUAGACUCCUUGCUAAGAUGGUGGAGCUCUAGACUCCUUGCUAAGAUGGUGGAGCUCUAGACUCCUUACUAAGAUGGUGGAGCUCUAGACUCCUUACUAAGAUGGUGGAGCUCUAGACUCCUUGUUAAGAUGGUGGAGCUCUAGACUCCUUACUAAGAUGGUGGAGCUCUAGACUCCUUACUAAGAUGGUGGAGCUCUAGACUCCUUGCUAAGAUGGUGGAGCUCUAGACUCCUUGCUAAGAUGGUGGAGCUCUAGACUCCUUACUAAGAUGGUGGAGCUCUAGACUCCUUGCUAAGGGGGUGGGGCUCUAGACUUCUUACUGUUACUCAAUGACAGAUGUACAACAUAGGACAAUACACAGGCCUAUCUUUUAAGGCAUUCAGGAUUUGAUGAACCAAUGCAAUUCUAGCUAGAUAAGGAUAAGAAUGUCUGAAUAAUGUGUUCCCAUAAACUGUGUACCCCUGGUAUGCUGGGAAUAAAGUUGAACAUAUAGAGGGCUAUUCACUAAAGUGAGAAUUCAAAGUGAAUUUCAAAUUUAAGGCCCAGGGAACUGAGCUGGAAGCAGAGAAUCUUUCCAGUUUUUAUGUUUACUUUGAUAUUGAAAUUCAAUUUGAAUUCACUUUGAAUAACCCUGCAAUACAUAAAAAAGUAAAAAUAAGCUCUUUGUGCAACACUCCAGAAAUAUCAAUGUUAUAAAGAAUAAAAAAUGUUCCUAGUAAAAUAAAAAAAUAAAAAACUAUGAACACGUCUCUACUAAACCCCAUCAUUGAUUCUGUUCUACAGGAUAGAGACCACCAUCUCCAGUGUUGUGGGGAGAAUAGGAGGUUUCACAGUAAAAUAUCAAGAUGUAAACAAUUAGAAUCUGUUAAUUUUGGUAUUCCAAUUCGUCUGAAAUUAGGAAAUGAUCGAUUUGGAACAAAACAUAACUUGAAAAAAAAUGUGAAACCGAAAUGAAAUUCGGAUGCAAUUAUUCCCAUUAUUCCAAGGGAUACCAAUCUAGAUAGCUCCCUUAUUUGGUAUGCUUAAAAAUAGUAACCCUAAUUUUGACCUUUCAGCUGUUUAGGAGAUAACUCGUUAAUUUUGUACCUUUAUGUCGGACUGCCAUAUUGAAGGAUAUCAAAUAAUCGAGCUAUCUGCCUAUGAUUUAAUAUCCUUAAAUAUGGCAAUCCCACAUAAGGAUACCAAAUUAGGGAUCUAUCUACUAAACAGCUGAAAGAUCAAAAAGAAGAAUAUGUCUUUUUCUUUAAGCUGUUUAGAAGACAGCUCCUUAAUUAGCUAUCCUGUGUAUAUGGCAUUCUAUACACGUGCAGCAUAUAAAUUCUAUGUACAUGUAGCAUAUACAUUCUAUAUGCAUAUAAAAUAAACAUUCCAUAUGCUGCAUGUAUACAGAAUGUAUGUGAUGAAUAUAUAUAGAAUGUAUGCGUUACAUGUAUAUGGAAUAUAAUGUAUGUGGUUGUAAAAUACACAGAUACUAAACUAAGGUCCUGUUUACUAAACAAAAAUCUCUGUUUACUAAAGCAAAAAUCAGAAUAGCCCUUUUUUUAAAUGUGCUCUUUCAGUUGCUUAAUAGAUAAGUCCCUAACUUGUUAUCCUUAAUUAUGGCUAUCCCAAACAAAUUAGGGAGCUAUUGACUAAACAGCUGAAACAGCUUUCUUUUGGACCAACAGCAAAAAAUAAAUGUGAGGAUGGCUGAACUUGAUGGACACAUACCUCUUUUCAGCUCUGUAACUAUGUAACUAUGAAAGAAAAAAAUUAAAGCGAAAAAAACUUUUCUUAAUUUUGCUGUUUCAGCUGCUUAAAGGAAAAUUAUAGUCACCAAAACAACUUUACCUUAAUGAAGCAGUUUUAGUGUAUAGAUUAUGCCUCUGAAGUUCCACUGCUCAAUUCACUGCCAAUUAGGAGUUAAAUCACUUUUGUUUCUGUUUAUGCAGCCCUAGCCACACCUCCCCUAGCUGUGACUGACACAGCAUGCAUGGAAAGAAAAUGGUUUCAUUUUCAUCAGAUAUUAACUUACUUUAAAAGUUUUUAUCUUUUUUCUGUAAACUGAACUUUAAUCACAUGCAGAAGGCUUCUGCAGGGUCUAGCAAGCAAAUAACAGAGCAAGAGAUAAAAGAUUCUAAAUUAAACCGAAUUUCCAAUAAAUAAAGUGUAAACAUUAGAUGACUCUUUACAGGAAGUGUUUAGGAAGGCUGAGUAAGUCACAUGCAGGGAGGUGCAACCUAUGGCUGCCUAAACAAAGUGACUUAACUCCCAAAUGGCAGAGAAUUGAGUGAGACUGCAGGGGCAUGAUCUCUACACCAAAACUGCUUCAUUAAGCUAAAGUUGUUAUGGUGAAUAUAGUGUCCCUAAAUCUCAUUGCUAUCCUUAAUAGCAAAUGGCUGCCGUCAUAACACUGCCCAUUUAGGUUUCUCUUCCUCUUUUUGUGUCCAAAUCAUCCCAACCUGUGUUUGAAAUAGAUUGGGACAUUCUUUGCAAGGUCUACCCACUCCCUUGCCAUGGCUGUGUGUGUUCAAGGAUGGAACACCAUAUUUCUUGGGUGAAUUAAAAAAUGAUUUGUUAAAUGUAUCACAAAAUUGGUCUAGCACAAAUGUUAUGCUUCCUUUUAGUUUGAUGCCCCCCUUAUAUCACAUGGACCCACCAAAUUUCGAUUCUUUAAUUCAUCCUUUAGUAUGCAGGGUUUGAGUCGAGUGUAGGAUUUUACUGGCUUCCAUUGCCCAUCCAACAGUAUUUUAUUUACCACAGUUACUCUUCAUCUAUCAUUUCUUUAUUUGUGUUCCUAAUUCCCAAUCCUUUCUGAUCUUUUUUUUUUUUAUUUGUAGAAAUAAAUAUUUUCCCAUUUUUCUUGUGAUCUUAAAUGUUUUUAAAUAACGUUUUGCAUUCCCAUUCUGUUUUUUUGUUUUGUUUUAUUAAAUAUGUUUGUAUGUAUAACUACUUCAAAGAAUUUACAACAUGAUUUUCAAAAAUUGUGAACGUGAGUUGCCAUCUCUAAUUCAAGUGGAAAUGUUUGUUAUUGUUAUAACAGUUGACAUUUAACGCCGUUGAUUUUCCUUUACACAAAAUACAUUAUCAAAAAAAGAAACUUAAAAAAAGUGUUUUGCUCACGUUUGGCACCUGCUUGACACCUUCAGCCCCUACAAUAACAUAAUAAGUCAGUUGCAAAAUAUAGGGCAAAGCGGCACAAAAUUACACUGUAAAUUCUACCCUGGAUUUCCUGCUCAACAAGAAAACGGGGCACUUAACCCCUUAGGGACACAUGACAUGUGUGACAUGUCAUGAUUCCCUUUUAUUCCAGAAGUUUGGUCCUUAAGGGGUUAAAAGCUUAACAGAACUAUUUUCUGUGAUGAAAUUAAAAAGACCUGCCAUGACUAUGUCAAAGUACAGUAAAUACUUACUGCAAUCUACAAGCAGCAACCAGAAAUGAAACGUGUGUCUAAAAACCAUUUCAACACGGCUGAGCAACACUUGAGGAAGUUAAAGUUGAUUAUUUACAUUAAUAUUUACACAUUAUCAACAAAUUGAGUAUCACUGUCAGCAUUCUGUGACAGUAGAAAUACCUACAUCCCAGCAUUUCAAAUGUACAAAGAGGGACGCAUUCAUGUUAGGGUUAUAAGUGGGGUUAUGGCCAGGGGCAGGGCUGUUCUGAGAAAUUUUAUGUAAUUUACUAAUAACUAAUUAUGGAAGUAAAAUGUAAUUUAGAACAAGAACAAUGUUGUUUACACAGACUGAUUUCUGAACACAUUUAUUGUAGUUUAAAGACACAUUACUGAGAGUAUUAUUGCUAUAGAGCUCCGUCAUACUCUCAGACACACCAACACUAUAGAGCGUCUAGUGACAGAGUGACAGAGGGAUUUGGGUCCAAAAUAGGGCCUGUCCCUUCUUCUAGGGCCAGUUGGGAGGUAUGCAAAUAAACUCAUAUAGUUGUGUUUUAGAGCCCUUCCUGCGUGAAAAGAUACUUCCUCGUCUGCACUGUAUAUACCCUCGCUAUCCUUUAACUCACAAUUAUAUUUCUACUAAUGGAGAAAAUCUAACACUUAAAGACAAGCCAUCUCUAUUUGUUUAAUAUCUCAGCACAACCUCUGGAGGUUAUACUUCUGGUUCUAGAAGGCUAUAUAUUUCUGACUCAGCACCUUCAUCUCCAUUAACUCUACAUCACUAUCUCUUUUAACUCUACAACACUACCUCUUCAUCCUCUGCAUUCUUCCACUGACUGCUUGCUACCGCUAGUGUCCCCAUACAAAUGUCUCCUGUAUAGAUCUCUUGGAGAAGAAUAUACUCUAAGUUUAGUUGUAAUCCUCUUGUCAAUCACCCACAGUUCUAGAUUUUGUGAAUAACUCUGUUGCAAAAUCCAUCUUGCUAACUAUUUCUCUGGUUCUAGAUGCUUCAAAGAAAGAUGCUUUCAAAGAACCUUUCUGUGAAUUGUUAAUCUGGGCUCCUCUCGCAGGAUUGUGUGGACUUCUUCUUAUCGCUCUCCUAACUACUUCUAUAUUGCUCUGUAAACGUAAGAGACGAAAAUUUAAUUCUUUAGCUGGCUCUGCAUUUUAUGCAAUAUUCAACGACACUAUUAGGUGAUUUAUAAAUGCAUAAUGGUCAAUUUUGUAUAUUAAAUGUUACAAGUUCAGAAGUAUAAAACAUUGUUAAUAAAAUAUGCAUUCAAUUAAUUAGAUUACUGUUCUGCUUUACGCUGAUGAAAUUCACAUUUAACCCCUUUAAUUCUAAGUGGUUUUUUUUUGAUGAAUAAAUUGGGUAUCACUUAAAGGAACACUCCAGAGUUUUAGUAAAUUACAUUUUUUUUAUAAUGCUGGAGUGUUCUAUAGAUUUCUGAGACCCCUAUUCCUGUAAAAAACAAAAGCUUUUACUUCUAAUACAGCGUGAUCUCCCCAUUGCAGCUUCAUUCUGCCACUGGUGUUCCAUCACUAAAGAUUGGUUCCUGGCAAAUCAAAUGGUUCUCAUAGAGAAACCUCAUAUUAGCUUUUUAGUAAGUGAUCAAAGUAUAAUUGAAUGAGCACCACCGGCUGUCUGAUUGACAGCAGGGAGGGGACAACUUAUGAGCUUUAAAAAAGUGCUGAUUUAUCUUGAAAUCGACACUUUUAUAUAAUAAGAGAGAGGGGCUGCGGUGUUUCGAGUGUUCCUUUAACUGAAACUUGGAAUGAAUGCUAGUACAUACAUUUUUGACAAAACAGUGGGGUUGUGUAUAGGUUAGUAUUCAGGAAAAUCAAAAAUAUAAUUUUAAAAUCAAUGAAUCAUACAGUUUAUUCUUAGGUAGUAAAAUGUAUACAGGGUUUUAUCGUUUUCUGGGUUAUGACACAUUAGCCUACAAACACAAAUACCAUUUUAGUCACGUACAGUAUUUGUGAAAACAAAUAAUGUUAACAGUUAUUUUUAAACACUCUGAUGGCAUCCUGUGUGAAGACAGAUUUCCAUAAAUGUUACUAGUAUACAAUGCAAAAAACACACUGAGGUUUUCCUGCACCCAGCAACCCCUAUCCCCCCUCCCCCCAUCCUACCCUCCGUCGCCUGCUCUACUGAUGAACUUUGUAAGUUCUAGUACAAGCAUAAGUUUAAGGGUCAACGUCUACAGAAUCUCUGCCCAAUACAAAGGUAUAUUCUAACCCCCCAUAUGUGCCAUACUUCGACUGAACAAUAUGCUAUCUUUUUGCUCUGUGCGCCUAUAUAUACACACACACACAGCAUAACGGCGAGCAGUGUAUUAUCGUAAAAUAAUACCAUCCAUGUGCAAAAAAAAAAAAUUGGGGCAAAUUUUUAGGAUUUAUUUUAUUUUGGUGUCAAGCCCACAUCAGGGUACCAAAUUAGGAUCCAUGUACUAAACAGCAUCCUAAUUUUAUAUCCUAAGUUUAGUUGAGCCGUCUACGAAAAACAUUGAGAGAUAACGAAAAAAUGAAAAGUCUAUUUUUUUUUUUUUUUAAAUUUGCUCUUUCAGUUGCUUAGUAAAUAAGUCCCUAAUUUGAUACCCUUAAUCAUGGCAAUCCCAUGUAGGAUAUUAUAUAGUUACAUAGUUACAUGAAAAGAGACUUGCGUCCAUCAAGUUCAGCCUUCCUCACAUGUUUUUGCUGUUGAUUCAAAAGAAGGCAAAAAACCCAGUUUGAAAUGCUUCCAAAUUUGCAACAAACUAGGAAAAAAUUCCUUCUUGACCCUAAAACAGCAGUCAGAUGUCUCCUUGGAUCAAGUAGCUAUUACCCCACUAAUUAGAAAUUAUAUCCCUGUAUGUUAUGUUUUUGCAAGUAUUUAUCCAAUUGCUGUUUAAACAGCUGUAUGGACGCUGAUAAAAUCACCUCUUAAGGCAGAGAAUUCCAUAUCCUUAUUGCUCUUACUGCAAAAAAAACUAUUCUUUGCCUUAGAUGAAAUCUCCUUUCUUCCAGCCUAAAUGUGUUACCUUGUGUCCUAUGUAUAGCCCUGUUUAUGAAUAGAUUUCCAGAUAAUGGUUUGAACUGGUCCCCAAUGAUUUGUAUAAUGUUAUUGUAUCCCCUCCAAAGCGCCAUUUUUUCAAACGAAAGAGAUUUACAUUUUUUAACCUUUCUUCAUAACUAAAAUGCUUAAUUACUUUUAUCAAUUUUGUAGCUUGUCUCUGCACUUUUUCUAGUGCCAUGAUAUCCUUCUUUAGAACAGGUGCCCAAAAUUGCACAGCAUUUUCAAGGUGUAGUCUUAAUAGCGAUUUAUAAAGAGGCAAAAUUAUAUUUUCAUCCUGAGAAUUUAUGCCCCUAUUUAUACAUGACAAAACCUUACUGGCCUUAGCAACUGCAGAUUACAUUUAAUCUGCCAUUUUAGUGCCCAGUCCCCCAAUCUAUCUAGAUCUCUCUGCAGCAAAGCAAAAUCCUUGCGUGUUUCUUACUUUCUUCCAACCCUUUUGUGUGCCACUUACUCCACCACGGCCCCUUUGUGUGACCUUAAGUCCUCCCAGCUCCUUUCUGAUUGUUUCUUUCUCCCCUCAGUAUCUUUGUAUUUUUCUUCCCUUCCCCAACCCCUCUCUGUGUCUCUUCCCCCUAGCUCCUUUCUGUGUCUCUUUUCCCCAUCCCCAAACCCUUUGUGUGUCUAUUGCCCAGGCCCUCUGUGUGUCUUUUUUCCACUUUCCCUGUCCCUCUCUGUGUCUCUUUCUCCCCCAAGUCCUUAUGUGUGUCUUUUUCUCCCUCCAGACUCUCUGAUUGUCUUUCUUCUCCCUGCCCCACUAUGUGUCUCCUUCUUCCCCCCCCCACAGCCCCUUUGUGUGUCUUUCUCCCCCCCACCAUUCUCCCCCUUAGUGGUCUCUUUCCAACUCUUCCUUUAUGUGCCUGCUUACUUUCCUCCAUGUAGCAUGUGGACCACUGUAAAGAAUCUUCUGUAUCCUUUAACCAGUCUAACAGGAAGCUAUUCAGUGCUCUCAGUGAGCAUUUCCUGUCAAAAAGGAUAGAGGAUACAGAAGACCACCUACUGCUCUCUGCUCUGCCACCAUGAUGUGACUGGCAGGAGCGGGAGCACUGUGCGCUCCACUCCAUUUCGUGACCUGGACAUUGUGCCAUCCAGACAGUGCACUGAAAGGUGGCCUCCUGUGCCAUAUUAUGGUUGUGCUGGCCCUGGAACAGGGGCAUUGCUAAAACACUCAGGGAUCAAAAAUAGUUUAAUGACAACCUUCCUAAGGCCCCACCAUAGGCCCAUCAUCCAAAAUCUACAUCUUAACAUGGCUUUAACACACACAGUUAGUUAAAGAAGCACACACAGACAUGCACAUAUACACAGAUGGACAGUGAAACACAAGCACAGACAGAAACACAAAGAUAAGCAUACAGGCACAGAUAGGAAAACACAGGCACAAACAGGACAGAAAACAGACUAGUACACACAGUUAGGCACAUACAGACACAGACAGACACACACAGCUAAAGACAAGCCCACACAGACAGGCACACCAAAUCAAAAAAGGUAUUUUUUCUCUUAAUUUUGAUCUCUCAGAUGUUUCGUAGCUAUUCCCCAAUUUGAUAUCCUUACCUGAGAAAGCCAUCUUUUACGAUACCAAAUAAGGGAGCUAUUUGCUAAAUAGCACUCUAAUUUAAUAUUUUAAUAUCCUUAAAUAUUGCAAUCCCACAUAAGGGUACCAAAUUAGGGAGAUUUUGUGCUGAGUAGAUAGCUCCCUAAUUUGGUAUCCUUAAAGGUAAACUAUAGCGCCAGGAAAACAAAGUUGCUUUCCUUUCACUAUAGCUCCCUAUAGUGUUCCUUAUCCCUCAUCUCUUGUGGUGUAGGAUGGGUUAAAAACCCCUUCUGUCAUUUACCUGAGUCCAGCGCCAAUGUCGCCGCUGGCAUUACUAUUUACCCUAUAGGAAAGCAUGUAUAUUGCUUCCUAUGGGGUUUUACAUGACACUGGAUGACCUCAUGCGUAGGGUGAGGACGUCCAUCGUCAGUUAUGCGACCAAAAGUUAGGCGACCAAAAGUCGCCUAAAGACCCUGAAAUCCCUCUAGUGGCUGAACUAGCCCACUACAUGUGGAGUUGACCCUCAAAGGUAAAAACUGCAAUAAUUAUCUUUGCUGGGUUAAGGGACCCAGGGACUAUACACCCAGACAACUUCAAUGAGUUGAAGUAGUCUGGGUGCCUAUAGUGUUCCUUUAAAAUGGCAUUCCCACAUAAAGGUACCAAAUUAUCUACUAAACAACUGACAGAGUGAAAUUCAGAAAAUGGCUUUUCUUAAUUUUGACCUUUCAGUUGUUUAGAAGAUAGCUCCAUAAUUUGCUAUCCUGUGUAUAUCACGUACAUUCUAUAUACAUACUGUGUACAUCACAUACAUUCUAUUUACAUGCAGUACGUACAUUCUGUACACCUUAUACAUGCUGCAGACCCAUUCUAUAGAUAUGCACAUGUAUGUUCUAUAUACAUGCAGUAUAUUCAUUCUAUGUACUUGCAGCACAUACAUUUUGUAUACAUGCAGCAUAUACCAUCUAUAUGUGGGAUUGCAUAUGGAUACCAAAAAGGACAAUUACUAUUACAUAUAUGUAUAUAGAAAUCAUUCUAAAAUGUUAAAUCGAGGUCAGAAUUUGAUUCAGAAUCAAUCAAAUUGAACAUGACUAUAUGUAACAGAGUAAGUGGCCUUAGGCUAACAUUCCAUACCUGCUGGUGUUGGAGAAUGGAUGGUAUUCCUCUGUAAUCGUGCAUACACAAUUUUGUAAAAGAACGUGCCAACACAUAGAUGAAAAUUAUAUAUAUAUAUAUAUCUAUGUGGGCAUCUAUAUAUUUAUAUAUCUUUAAAUUAAUUAAACUGUGAUUUCCCGAAAUGCCCUUUUAUCUUCAAAGCAUUAAUCGGUUUCAGUAGUGAGGUUGUUACUCCUGGAGUUGAUUUCUUAGAUAAACAAAUGGACUGAAUUGGAAUGAUUGCUCGGUAUGAUUUGCGCUAAUGGACUGGAAUAUUUUGACGCAUUUAGGGAAACACUAAGCAAGUGAGGCUGACAAGAAAUAAAAUAAUAACUAAAAUUGUUACUUCAUAAUUUGUGCAGGACUAGGCACAGAGCACAACCUAGCAUUGAUCUCUGAUUGAUUGAUUGAUUGAUUUAGUUUAUUUUCCUUUUAUUUCCCCAAUCUGUCGUUUUCUGCUUGCUGUAUAAACUAUAUUUCCCAUGAUCCAUCAGCAGCAUUGCUGUUUGCACUACAUCAUGUAAAAAAGUAUUUUUCCGACAUCGAGGACUGCCAAGUUUAGCCACAGCUACCUAUAAAAUAAACAUUGUGGAUACUGUAAUACAUACACAAGAACCUCAAUGUGAGGCUCAGCUUAUUCAUAUGAUCAAUCUGGUUAACAUUUUCCUGGAAAACAAGUUAAGCAUACAUUAAAAACAUACAUUAUGGAAAUAUAUGUGGUAGAAGUGAGCUGGAAAACUAUAAAGGUGUCAAAGAUGAGAUGUUUAUCACAGAAUAGUCUGUAGAUUUUGAUCUUUGUUCCAGUCUCAAAACUAGCCUUUGGUGAGGGUUAUUGUGUGACUGCAUGGGUGUUUGCAAAGGCAUUAAAACCACCUUAUUGACCUUGUUUGAGUUGAAAGACACCUUGCAAUAUUUUUCCACAACAAAUUUUCAGUUGGAUUUACAGGGAGUUGGCAGGGUGCAGUCCACUUGGAUCCUCCAACUUUGGCAAUUACUACCUGGCAGUCCACCUGUGAUUGGAUGCCGGACAUGAAUCAGUGACCUCAAGCAGUUGGUGUGUGCGAGGUUCCACAGAUUCCUUUCUUUACCGUCCCUCCACACGUAUGGCAAAGAGGUUUCCUAGCACAUACACGUACAUAGAGCACAGUCGCAGGGUCUACAGUACAGUUUAUAGUACAUUUGAAGGUGGGCUUUUGACAUGGGUGUGUAAGAGAUGAUAUGUUUGACUGUUUGUGAAUAUGUAAUACGGGGUUAGUGGUUGAGUGUAUAUGACUAUUGGCUGGUAUGAGAUAGCGUAGGUGGGUGCAUACAACUGGUGGAGGAGUAUAUGACAGCUACCAGUCAUGUACUCCCACCCACAACCUAUCACGUACUCAAAACCAGUCACAUAAACACAGCCAGCCACAUAACAAGUGCAGGUUAAAUGCAUUUACCUGCUCUCAUGUAUCUACAACCAGCUCCCUCUAUAACAGACCCACCAGCCGCCUUUUACUCUUAUAAUUCAUCUAGUGACACACAUUGCACCUCCCCUCCCAGUCCUGUCACCCACCUAUUCCACCCAUAGGUGGGUAACAUAUCUCACACAUCUUCUUUCAGUACUUUAUACUCAUCCAACCAGUCACAUUUACACAUUUGGCCAUAUAUCCCUAGUCACAGGGCCAAAUUCACACAGCUAUCCAGGUUACAAAUCAUCCAGUCACUCAACCAGUCUCACAUUACAGCCAGUCACAUACUCCUACCCACCCUGUCAUAUAUAAACUCCUCUACCACCAACAAUGCACCUAGUCAUUUAAAGAUUACACACACAUAUUUGAUGGGCCUCCCAACUGUCCCAGUUUCGAUGGGCCAGUCCCUAUUAUCAUGUCCUGCAGUUACGAUUUAGUUUGGACAGGAAAGCUCAAGUGCAUCAAUAGACCCUCUAUCCUACUGGCACUAGGACCAUGCAGAGAGUGCUUCAGCACCUUCUUGUGUCCUGAAUCCAUACCUCCCAAAGUUGCAAGAUAUGUAUUUGCAAACAUACUUAUACCCAUUCACACAGGAUACACAUGCAUAUACAGUUACAUACACACACAAUCACAUUACACAUGAUCACAUAUGCAAAUUAAACAUACAUGUGCUCCUAUCACAUACAUUGUCACAUGUCCUCAACGGGCCUUACUGGAGACAUGGCUAGGGGCUGAGAAGCUAUGUGUGAAUUAUGUUUCAGGAUUACGUUACAAUGGGAUUCACCAACACCAACACCUGCAGUGCUACGAUGCACCAUUGUUUGUGCACUAGAAUUGUGUGGCUUUUGCUAUUUUAUCAUCAACAUUCAGUGAGUUUUACUGGGUCUGUACAAAAGUUGCCACGUAUGUAGUUUGGCCAGUAGAAUGCCCAUGGAACUGAACUAAUUAAUUGCUUACUGCGCUCAUGCCCAUCUACAUCGCAGACUAAGGGUGGGUAACUGCCCUCUCCCUCUUGAGAUGUCCUGCCUAAUCCAAUUUAAUUGCAUGCUCAAAGGCUGCUCUGAUCAGCUGUUUACAUGGUAUCUCACUUACCAACUGAUGGGAGCCAGAGCGGAGGGAAAUAUGAAGUUACGCAGGCUGUAGAAAUGCCCCACUGUCAGACAGACCUCCAAAUUGACCAUGUGCCUCCAGGGUCCACAUAGAGGAGAUAAGUAUCUCCUUUAUAUGGGCCGUGAAUGUGCAUGGACCUGUCAAACAUCCGCAGUCUGUUAUGUCUCUAGAGUUGCAACUAAUGAUUAUUUUCAUAAUCAAUCAACUCAUUAUUUUUUCAAUUAAUCAGAGAAAAAAAAGCAGGUUGCCUCAACAUCUACUUGCAACCAUCCUUCAACAACAAAUGCUCCAAGUGAAUUCACACUUUAGUGAAGAACCCUUUUAGAAUAAUGGAUAUGAUAAAGUUAGGAAGACACACCAAACAGCCUCCUUCCCACAGUUGUGUCGAUCUGCCCCUACCCCAUCCUUCCCCUCACUUGUGUCUCUGUGCUAAUAACCCCUUCUUCUCCCUACUUGUGUCUCUAUGCUAAUAUACCCCUCUUCUGACUCUCUCUGCCCAUACACCUACUUGUGUACGUCAGCUCCAUCAAUCCCACUGCAGUUCUUCUACCAUGUCUGUCCUUUAGCCCCAUAUAUCCUACUCCUGUCCCCACCCAAAAAUUCACCCAUGAAAGGUGUUUAAAAAUGACAGGUUCCCAAUGUGAGCACAUGUCUGGCAGCUGGGGGGGAGGUGUGCAGAUCCUUGCUUGGUUCCUAUGAAGUCAUAUCUCCAUGUCCCCAGAAAUUGAACUUUUUUUACAAGUUGUGCAGCUAAUCCUGCGUUCCCAGCAGGAUGGUGCAGAGUAGACUGGCCUUCAGGACUGAGUGGAGGCUGUCCUAGGGGUGAUCCAGUAAACAUCCCUUUUUAGAGUAUCUACAUAUUUACCCUUACUCUGGGGGGUGGCCAUAAGAACAUAGCUUAUCUGACCAAACAUAGUGCAGGCUUAAAGGACCACUCUAGGCACCCAGACCACUUCAGCUUAAUGAAGUGGUCUGGGUGCCUGGUCCAGCUAGGGUUAACCCAUUUUUUAAUAAACAUAGCAAUUUCAGAGAAACUGCUAUGUUUAUUAAUGGGUUAAGCCUUCCCCCUAAUCCUCUAGUGGCUGUCUCAUUGACAGCCACUAGAGGCGCUUGCGUGCUUCUCAUUGUGAUUUUCACAGUGAGAGCACGCAAGCGUACAUAGGAAAGCAUUGUAAAUGCUUUCCUAUGCGACGGGCUGAAUGCGCGCGCAGCUCUUGCCGCGCAUGCGCAUUCAGCCCAGGAGGAGGAUCGGAGGAGGAGAGGAGGCAGAGAGCUCCCCGCCCAGCGCUGGAAAAAGGUACGUUUUAACCCCUUUCCCCUUUCCAGAGCCGGGCGGGAGGGGGUCCCUGAGGGUGGGGGCACCCUCAGGGCACUAUAGUGCCAGGAAAACGAGUAUGUUUUCCUGGCACUAUAGUGGUCCUUUAAGCUCUGCAUCUCUCAAAAAGUAUAUCCCGGGACAGUGUUAGGCCUUGAUAUUGUGCAUCACAAGCACAUUCACGCUUGGUGUUGCUGAAUGUAUUCAUCAUUUAAAAUAAUAUACACCAUUAGCCAAAAUCUACUUCUUGAAUGCUUAAAAAAAUAUUUUAAAGAUGGUCUGCUCAUUUACAUUUCCUUCCUUGAUGAAAUCAUUCAAUUCUGUUUCAGGAACAAGGAGAAGACACUGCCGAUGUAAACAUGUGUAAGUAUUUAAAGAAUAUCAGAUAAGAGUCGAUCAAUAGAAGAUUUGUUAUCUUAGUAGGUGCCUCCAAUCAACGCUGGUGAAAGACUAAUAAGGAGCCAUACCACACUGAGAUACUAACUGCAAAUAAUAAUGAGGUUACUUGCAGACAACGUUUACUUUUAAAGUUAUAAAUGUAAAACUACAUAGAUUUGUGCUUUCAGUUUCAAACAAAUCACUAAUUUGUCUGAAUUUUAGGCCAUAGUUGAUUCAUCAGAAUUCCGCAGCUUUGACAAACCAUACCAUCUUAAAACCAUCUUAAAACAAGUUAAAUGGGCAAUGGAUGAACCUUUUGUUUAUUUUUAUAGUUGCAGAAAAAAUGAAGGGGAUGGAGAAGAAGCUGAUUUUUUUUAGGAGGGUCCAAUAAGCAGUUUAAAUUCCCAUGGUGGACAACAAGUCUGCCCAAUUAUUUGGGUUGUAUCUCAUAGCUAAUCAAAACAUGAAAAUGAUGUGAAAAUGCACUACACUAAUAGGCACAUUUUGAAGCUAUUGUGGCCCGUUUUAAUUGUUUUAGGCAAGUGUGUCGAUACUGAAACGUGACAUGGCCAAGACUCAGUUUGUCUGAGCCAAAAAAAAUGAAUGGUUCACAUCUAUUGGGGCUUUCGGUGUAGUGUUAGGGUUAAACUGGCUGAGAUGGUGGAUUUGAUAAUAUUUAAUCUACAGUGAAACACAUCAAAGUCUAUUUUGGGAAUUAACCUCAGUAAUUCAUGGAUGCGAGCCUCAACCACAGUGAAGUGGAAGGCUUAAUUCAUGACAAAAAAAAGACUUACAAAUUCUCCUGCACAAUGGUCCCUCCAAUCACUGGGCUGGAGGGUUCUGAAUGCCCAGACUGGCCAGUGGCCACUAAACCACAUUGCUACCCUACCAUGCAUUCCCUAUCAAAUGUACAGUGAUUUAGAUAUACAAUUAGUGUACUUAGGUUUGUGAUAAUAAUAAAGAAUGGAAAGGCACAUCGCUGCCAGUCCCUCUCAUUACUCUCAAGCGUGAGUAGGAUAUGAGUUAGAUAGCCCAAAUCAAAUAGACCUUUUAAUUGCCCAACCCUUCCCAAAAAGCAUGCACUUGGCAUUAUACAAAAAAGAAAGUGUUUAAUAAUGAUGAAUGCAGCCAAAAGAAACAAAUCCUGACUGCAAAUUACCUUAUUUUGGACCCGAUUUAAUAAGCUUUCCAAUUGAUUCAAUACUCCUAGAAAAUUCUCCAAAUAUUUUUCUAUGAUAAUCCCCGAAGACAUUAAUAGUGACUUCUGUAGAUAAAGCAUUUGAAAGGUUUUUAUAACAGUAUAGAAUUAUUUCUAAAGUUUAUCAAAUCAAGGUUUUUGGUUGGAUGUAAAAAAAAAAAAAGGUUUGCAGAAGAAAGAGAAGAAACGUUUAAAAAGAGUCCGUUUAUUCUCACAAAAAUGUGCAAACAGUCCAGAUAUAGGAGUCAAGUUCCAGAUUGCCUGCAUUGACACGCUCUAGAGCAGGGAUAGGCAACCUUCGGCACUCCAGAUGUUGUGUACUACAUCCCCCGUAAAGCUCUUACACCCAUAAUGCUGGCAAACCAUCAUGGGAGGUAUAGUCCAAAACAUCUGGAGUGCCGAAGGUUGCCUAUGCCUGCUCUAGAGUCUGCUCAUGCAAAUUUGUAAAUUAGAAUCUACAAAACAACAUUAGAUAUAUCUUUAUUUAUCAAACAACAUUAACUGUCUCCAGUGCCUUACUGAUGUUUGAAUAUGAGAGGCAAAGUAACCGACUGGAAUGAUAAAUGGUAUAAAUGAUAUGGGCGUAUUAUAGGUUCUGUCCAGCAGAGCUUGCAAUCUAUGCAACAUCAUUAUGAUCUCAAAAUUGAAUUGCAGCAUUCUGUACUAAGGAAUUCCACAUCAGUAACUUUUUGUCCAUUUGUCUUUCCCACGUUUCUUAAGGCCUUUGAAUGAGAAGAAUGGAAAAGGCAGACCUCCAGGGAGAGUUGUGUAA
Pelobates cultripes (western spadefoot toad) is the source of this 23105-nucleotide messenger RNA. The record is from the annotation of a GenBank genome assembly. Lineage: Eukaryota; Metazoa; Chordata; Amphibia; Anura; Pelobatidae.